AUGAAGCUUCUUGUUGGAUCAAAUCCAUGGACAAAUUCUUCCAUUUCUAGGAUUCUGAGAGUUGUGGCCUACUCCACGAAGACCCUCAGCAGCCCUAGCGCCUCCACUUCAAAGCCACCCGACACUCUGCCCAUUCGUAUCUCUCGAUUCGGCGAUCCCAAAGCCUCCAUCGUCCCGGUGCUCAAUCAAUGGCUUGAAGAAGGCAAACCCAAGAAGCAAUCCAUGCUCCAAAUUAUAAUCCGACAGCUCCGCAGUUUUCGACGCUACAAGCAUGCCCUUGAGGUAUCGGAGUAUAUGGGCGAAGAAAUGAAAUAUAAUAUUUCCGUAUGGGAUAUGGCUGUAAGGUUGGAUUUGAUCUCAAAAGUGCACGGCGUGGAUCAAACUGAGAAAUAUUUCAACAGUCUUCCUGAGGCAAUGAGGAAUUUCCAGGUAUAUGGUGCCCUUUUAAAUUGCUAUGCGAACAAUAAAUGUCUAGAAAAAGCAGAGGCCACCAUACAAAUUAUGAGGAAAUCGGGGCUUCCGAUCAACGCGGUGUCCUAUAAUGUAAUGUUAAAUCUCUAUCAUCACCUAGGAAAACACGACAAGUUAGAUACCCUUAUGCAAGAGAUGACAGAUAAAGGAAUUAAACAUGAUGCCUUCACGAACAGCAUUCGGCUGAAUGCUUAUGUAUCGUCUUCUGAUAUCGAGGGGAUGGAGAAAUUCCUGACUAGGAUAGAGAAUGAUGUUGGAAUCACCCUGGAUUGGCAUGCUUAUGUUAUUGCAUCGAAUGCGUACCUGAAAGCCAAGUUAACUGAAAAGGCUUUACAAAUGUUGAGAAUAGCAGAGCAGCUAGUUCCUCAGGGAUCAAGAAAGCAUGCUUAUGAAGUAUUCCUCACAGUAUAUACCAAUCUAAGGAGAAAAGAUGACGUACAUCGUAUAUGGAAGUUGUAUGGAAACUUGGGGAAAUUUUUUAUUUCUGGCUAUUUAUGUAUGAUAAGCUCGUUGGUAAAGUUGGAUGAUUUGGAUGGUGCUGAGAGGGUUUUGGCAGUGUGGGAGUCUGGAUGCUCAUUUUUUGAUGCUCGGAUUCCAAAUGUGAUGAUCAGUGCCUAUUGCAGAAAGGGUUUUGUUGAAAGGCCGAAGCAUAUACAAAGAGACUGA
Messenger RNA from Hibiscus syriacus, 1137 nucleotides. Its product is annotated as pentatricopeptide repeat-containing protein At2g20710, mitochondrial-like. Gene Ontology annotation, cellular component: mitochondrion. Bases 1 to 1137 code for a protein of 378 amino acids. The transcript is spliced from 2 exons. Gene Ontology annotation, molecular function: protein binding. NCBI's taxonomy places the organism in Eukaryota, Viridiplantae, Streptophyta, Magnoliopsida, Malvales, Malvaceae. The record is from RefSeq and is a predicted model, not a curated record.